Molecule: messenger RNA, 504 nt
Organism: Pterocles gutturalis (yellow-throated sandgrouse)
Lineage: Eukaryota; Metazoa; Chordata; Aves; Pterocliformes; Pteroclidae
Product: casein kinase I isoform gamma-2
Exons: 4
Biological process (GO): peptidyl-serine phosphorylation; endocytosis; positive regulation of canonical Wnt signaling pathway
Cellular component (GO): cytoplasm; plasma membrane; nucleus
Molecular function (GO): ATP binding; protein serine/threonine kinase activity
Source: RefSeq, a predicted model, not a curated record
AUCACCCGGAUGGAGUACGUCCACACCAAAAGCCUGAUCUACAGAGACGUCAAGCCAGAGAACUUCCUGGUGGGCAGCAAGCGGCAGCACACCAUCCACAUCAUCGAUUUUGGCCUGGCCAAAGAGUAUAUCGACCCCGAGACCAAAAAACACAUCCCCUACCGAGAGCACAAGAGCCUGACAGGGACAGCACGCUACAUGAGCAUCAACACCCACCUCGGGAAAGAACAAAGCCGCAGGGACGACCUGGAAGCAUUAGGGCACAUGUUUAUGUACUUCCUCCGCGGGAGCCUUCCUUGGCAAGGCCUCAAGGCUGACACGCUAAAGGAGAGGUACCAGAAGAUUGGUGACACAGAGGAGAUGGCCACGUACUUGCGCUACGUGCGGCGGCUGGAUUUCUUCGAGAAGCCAGACUAUGACUACCUGCGGAAGCUCUUCACAGACUUGUUCGAGAGGAACGGUUACGUGUUCGACUACGAAUACGACUGGGCAGGGAAACCGCUG